Trichechus manatus latirostris (Florida manatee) is the source of this 1914-nucleotide messenger RNA. RefSeq names its product beta-galactosidase-1-like protein 2. The record is from RefSeq and is a predicted model, not a curated record. Gene Ontology annotation, molecular function: beta-galactosidase activity. Lineage: Eukaryota; Metazoa; Chordata; Mammalia; Sirenia; Trichechidae. Gene Ontology annotation, cellular component: vacuole. The coding region runs from base 1 to 1914 and encodes 637 amino acids. The transcript is spliced from 20 exons. Gene Ontology annotation, biological process: carbohydrate metabolic process.
AUGUGGGCCUUCCUGGUGAGACCAGAGUGCAUCCUGUGCCUGUCUUCAGCCUUAUCAGUGAUGGCUCAGCUCACAGACAACUUCUCGCCCAGGAUUAAUCAAACUCAUCUGACCCCCUCGCACCUGAAGCACCGCACUGAGGGUCUGAAAGUUAAGGGCUCAAACUUCACACUAGAUGGCUUUGCGUUCCUGAUUGUAGCAGGCACUAUCCACUACUUCCGGGUGCCCAGGGAGUACUGGAGGGACCGCUUGCUGAAGUUGAAGGCUGGUGGCUUCAACACCAUCACCACGCAUGUUCCCUGGAACCUCCAUGAGCCAGUGAAAGGACAAUUUUAUUUCACUAGAAACUUGGAUUUAAAGACUUUUAUAGUCACAGCUUCAGAGGUGGGCCUGUGGGUCAUUCUAUGUCCAGGCCCUUACGUCGGUGGCGACCUAGACCUUGGAGGCUUGCCCAGCUGGUUACUCCGGGAUCCCAGAAUGAAGCUGAGAACAACUUACAAGGGCUUCACUAAAGCCGUAAAUCUUUAUUUUGAUCAGCUGAUUCCCAGGAUAGCAUCAUUACAGUACCACAAGGGAGGCCCCAUCAUUGCUGUGCAGAUGGAGAAUGAAUAUGGUUCAUAUUAUAAGGAUAAAAAAUACAUGCAAUAUAUUAAAAGGGCCCUGGUGGAAAGAAAGAUCCAGGUGCUGCUCAUGACUGCUGAUGAUGGACAAGAAGUGACAAAAGGCCACUUAAAAAACGUGCUUGCCACUCUCCAUAUGAAGAAUAUCAACAAAGAAACUUAUCAAAAACUGUUUUCGUUUCAGGGUCUUAGCCCUGUAUUAAUGACAGUAUAUACAGCAAGCUCCUUUGACACAUGGGGCCUUAUCCGCCGCACUCUUGAUUUGCAUGUGUUGAUGAAAGACGUGCGUGAGAUGUUCAAGCUUAGGUUCUCCCUCAACUUCUAUAUGUUCCAUGGUGGCACCAACUUUGGCUUUAUGGGCGGAGCUAUGUCUUCAAAAAACUAUGUCUCUAUGGUCACCAGCUAUGACUAUGGGGCACUGCUGACAGAGGAUGGAGACUACACCCCUGAGUACCUCGCAUUUCAAGAGUAUUUUAGCUCUGUUCUAGUUGUUCCCACACACCUCCAACCAGAACGUAAACCUAAGGCUAUGUAUAAGUCAGUGAUACCAUCACACUACUUGUCACUGUGGGAUAUCCUGCCCUACCUGGAGAAGCCAAUUCAAUCUGUCAAGCCAAUCUGCAUGGAGAAGCUGCCUGUGAACCAAGGUAGUGGGCAGUCCACAGGCUACACACUGUAUGAAACUUCCAUCUCUACUGGAGGCAUCCUCACAUCAAGGGAUAAUGUUCAAGAUCGGGCUCAGGUGUUUUUGGAUGAAAAGUACAUAGGAGUCCUGGAUCAUUCCACUGAUCACCUGACCCUUCCCCUCAAAAAUAGCUACAGGAACUACUGGACUCUAAGUAUCCUGGUGGAGAAUCAAGGCCGGAUUGCCUAUGGGCAGAAUAUCAAUAAGGAGAGAAAAGGUUUAACUGGGAACAUCUACCUGAAUAAUUCCCCAUUAAGGGGAUUUAAGAUCUUCAGCCUGGAGAUGAAGGCUAAAUUCAUACAAAGGGACCUUCCUAACCUGUGGAAACCAUUCCCAAAUCACGUUUUGGGCCCUGCCUUCUUCCUUGGUUUCCUGAGAAUUGGUCACACUCCCAGAGACACCUUCAUAAAACUGGAGGGCUGGACAAAAGGAGUAAUUUUCAUCAAUGGACAAAACUUAGGGCGCUACUGGGAGUUAGGUCCCCAGGAAACUUUUUACCUUCCGGGACCCUGGCUUCAUCCAGGAAAAAAUGAGAUCAUCGUGUUUGAGGAAUUGAAAGCUGGCCCUGAUAUCCAGUUCACAAAUAUAUCUCAGCUAGUGCUGGAGUAA